This is a messenger RNA of Melanotaenia boesemani (Boeseman's rainbowfish), 759 nucleotides long. RefSeq names its product anterior gradient 2 (gene agr2). The record is from RefSeq and is a predicted model, not a curated record. Gene Ontology annotation, cellular component: endoplasmic reticulum. Lineage: Eukaryota; Metazoa; Chordata; Actinopteri; Atheriniformes; Melanotaeniidae. The transcript is spliced from 8 exons. Bases 102 to 602 code for a protein of 166 amino acids.
CAGGUGUUUAAAACUGGGACAGGUGAGGUCUGAGUCACAGUAAAUCCUGGAGCUGUGGUCCACCUGGUCUCAACCUGAGCAGUCAGGAACAGCCCUCAAACAUGAUCAAAGCCGUGCUUGCUGUCCUCCUGGUCCUGGUGACCGUGUCCUCCACUUUCGCCAAAUACAUCCCAAAGACCGGGAAGAGGAUCCCACAGACCCUGUCCCGAGGGUGGGGGGAUCAGCUGAUCUGGGCUCAGACAUAUGAGGAGGGUCUGUACUGGUCCCGGUCCAGGAACAAGCCGCUGAUGGUCCUGUUUCACUUGGAGGACUGCCCACACAGCCAAGCGCUGAAGAAAAUUUUCUCUGAGGACGACCAGCUACAGAAAACUCUGGAUGAGGACUUCAUCCUCCUCAACCUGAUGUAUGAAACCACAGACAAACAUCUGUCUCCGGAUGGACAGUACGUCCCUCGGAUCCUGUUUGUUGACCCUUCCAUGACAGUGAGGGCUGACAUCAAUGGUCGCUAUGCCAACCGCAUGUACGCGUACGAACCGAGCGACCUCAGCCUGUUGAUCAACAACAUGAAGAAGGCAAAGAAGCUCCUGAAGUCCGAGCUGUGAGCUGCAGGACCGAGCCGGAAGACCAACCACAUGUAUGGAUGUUUACAUGGAAAACUGAGCACUGGAAGUUUCCCCCGUCUUCACCUGAAAGUUUCCUCCUGACUUCUGAUCCUCUGUUGGUUGUUUAUCUGUCUGAAUAAAUACACACCUGGUGAAA